Messenger RNA from Aricia agestis (brown argus), 3496 nucleotides. RefSeq names its product potassium voltage-gated channel unc-103-like. Gene Ontology annotation, molecular function: inward rectifier potassium channel activity. The transcript has 19 exons. Lineage: Eukaryota; Metazoa; Arthropoda; Insecta; Lepidoptera; Lycaenidae. The record is from RefSeq and is a predicted model, not a curated record. Gene Ontology annotation, biological process: potassium ion transmembrane transport; membrane repolarization during action potential. Gene Ontology annotation, cellular component: membrane. Bases 647 to 3496 code for a protein of 949 amino acids.
CUAGUCCGGUAACCACGCUGCGGACUCCGCCGCCCCUCACACUGCCAUCGAAUUGUUAUCUAAAUAUCCGUUCCAGGGGCCUCGCCUCUCGCGGCGCUGUCGUGAUUUAUCAUUUUUUCUCAGCGAAAUUAAACGAAAAUUCGGCCCCGUGCCGCUGAUCGUGCAAAUCGUGCUCGCUCGAUCGAUCGACUGCAUUAAAAAUCGAAAAACUACUAAAAUCAUUCGCGGUCGUGUUUUGCCGUUUUUGUUGCGCUAAUAUAUAUCAUUGAAGCUUUAAUAUAUUGAGUGGCGAAUCGGAGCUUAGCCGUACAGAGUAAAGCGAGUGGUGCCGUCCUGUGCUUAGUUCGUACGGUGAUCAGUGCGUCGAUAUCAGAGGUGUUUUUGGCGAUAUUUUAGUUGCGAGCUUUAGCGAUAUUCUUUGUAUCGUUUGUUUUUUAUUUUAUUUGCUAUUAUUGUGACAAAACGCGAUCCAUGCUUGGAGUUAUGACUACCAUGAGGAGGGGAAGAUAACCGAGCAUCUAUGCAAAACACGGCAAUAGCGCUGCUGGAGACGGCGUCGGCCUACGAGCGAGCCGUCCUGGAAUGUGAGCACCUGGCGGCGUCCGAGCACGGCGGGUUCCGGUGAGAGCGUUGGCGCGGCAGCGGCAUGGACGAGCGCGGGCCCCCUGACGUGCCGUUGAUCGUGACGCCGCCGGGCGCGGGCGGCGGCGCGGGCGCGGCGCUGACGACGCGGCGCGCCGUCUCCGCGCGCGGCUCCCGCGACGACCCGCCGUCCACGUGGCGCUCCUCGGUGCGUGUCCGCGACACCAGUUUCCGCGGCUCCCGAAAAAGCGUCGUUCGCCUCGAACCGCCCUGUAAUGGCCUCAACGGGUUGCCCGCCAUCGGCAAGGAGGUUCUGUCUCUGGGCGCGACGGGAGGCCACAAGGGAACCACGCAACCAUCCCACCCCUGCACUAUCCUCCACCAUUCUCCUUACAAGGCCGCUUGGGAUUGGUUGAUCCUGAUACUGGUCAUAUACACCGCAAUAUUCACCCCAUACGUAGCUGCUUUCCAACUCAACGAACCCGACUUCGACAAGCGCUCGAGAGCCUUCGGCCAGGACCCCAUCGUUGUUAUUGACAUGAUAGUGGACGUGACUUUCAUAAUAGAUAUUCUGAUCAACUUUCGCACGACGUACGUGAACGCCGCCGACGAGGUGGAGUCGGACCCGACGAAGAUCGCUAUGCACUACUUGCGAGGGUGGUUCCUCAUUGACCUCGUCGCGGCCAUCCCCUUCGAUCUCCUCCUCUUCGGCACCGACACCGACGAACAGGGGCUGGAAAGUGAUGAGACGACGACGCUGAUCGGGCUGCUGAAAACGGCGCGGCUCCUGCGGCUAGUGCGGGUCGCGCGGAAAAUCGAUAGAUAUUCGGAAUAUGGAACUGCCGUCCUUCUUCUUCUUAUGGCUACUUUUGUUCUUAUUGCGCAUUGGCUUGCUUGUUUAUGGUACGCGAUUGGAAGUUGGGAACGGCCGCAGCUGCACGCGCCGAUUGGCUGGCUCGACGCGCUCGCUAACGACGUACAAGCUACAUACGACAAUUCUACUGGACCCUCUAUGCGAUCUCGGUACAUCACCGCCCUAUACUUCACGUGUACGUCGCUGACGAGCGUGGGCUUCGGCAACGUCGCGCCCAACACUGACAUGGAGAAGGGAUUCACGAUAUUCGUCAUGCUUGUUGGAUCGCUGAUGUACGCCAGUAUCUUCGGCAACGUAUCUGCGAUAAUUCAACGACUGUACUCGGGGACGGCGCGGUACCACACGCAGAUACUUAGAGUUAGAGAGUUCAUUAGGUUUCACCAGAUAACAAAUCCGCUCCGCCAACGGCUGGAGGAGUACUUCCAGCACGCGUGGAGCUACACCAACGGCAUCGACACGUCCAGCGUGCUGAAGGGUUUCCCCGAGUGCCUGCAGGCCGACAUCUGCCUCCACCUCAACCGCAACCUCCUCGCCAACUGCGCCGCCUUCGAUGGAGCUAGUCCAGGCUGUCUUAGAGCAUUAUCAUUAAGGUUUAAAACAACGCACGCACCGCCAGGGGAGACACUAGUUCAUAGAGGAGAUGUUUUAACUUCUUUAUACUUUAUAUCAAGAGGAUCGAUAGAAAUUUUAAAGGAUGAUAUUGUUAUGGCUAUUUUAGGAAAGGACGACGUGUUCGGCGAAAACCCAUGUGUUCACACGACAGUAGGGCGCAGCAACUGCCGCGUGCGCGCGCUGACCUACUGCGACCUGCACCGCGUGCACCGCGACGACCUGCUCGACGUGCUCGACUUCUACCCCGAGUUCCGCGCCUCCUUCGUCAACAACCUCGAGAUCACAUACAACAUGCGGGACGAGGAGCUUGGCGGGAUCGAGCCACGGAGGCGCAUGAAAUACGAGAACCCUAUGGACGCGCGGCUGCUGCGCGAGGCGUACGCGCGCACCACGCGCCGUCCACACACUGAGACCUUCGCCGAUAAGGUGGACUCCCAAUGUAGUGACGAGGACACGGAAUCGCCCCCCAGCAGAGGUAUCCUCGAGUUUUCCGCGGAAAAGGCGGGGCAGGACGUCACGCCACUCAACUUCAACUUCAGCAAACAAAGGUCCACCACCCUCAACUCCAUCACAGGCAUGCUAGCGCAACUUAAAAGGAGCUUCCCAGACCUCUACCACCAUAAAACUCAUCAGCCGCUACACAACAAGUACUCGCAAUCGACGCCGCAGACGUACCGGGGUCGAGCGGCGGUGCGGCGGCAGUCGUCAGUCGGUCCGCUCAACGACACGUCCCCGUUGACGGGCGGCGCGAACGGCGCGGGCGAGCCAGCCGUCAGCACGCCCGCUCACAGCGCGACUCUACCCGUGUCCAGCCUCAGCACUAACCCCAGCUCGUACUACACCAACGCGUCACCCAGCCCGCCCGUGCCGGCGCCCGUCCACGUCUCCUGCGACGACAUCCUCGCGCCCGGUGCCGCGCACGUCGGCCGCGCGCCCUCCUCCCGCUCCGCGCCGCACUCCGCCGUCAACCUGCACCAGAGCGGCCGCCCCAGCGCCCUGCCCUUCACGUCCGAGAGAUUGCAGAGUACCAUCCAGGACGCGGUAUCGCCCCAGUACCAGAACGUGGGUGCGGCGGCGUCGUCGGCGUCGGUGGCGACCAUCCUGUCCCGGCUGGAGGAGCUGAGCCGGCGGGUCGCGGUGCUGGAGACCGGGCUGACGAGCGACGUGCGCCGCAUCCUGCAACUGCUGCAGGCGCGGGACCACCACGCGCACACGCCCUCCCAACCCCUGCCUAAAGCAUCGCUGUCCGUGCCGCAAACCAACGAUUGGGAAUGGAACUGGAACGGCGAGCGCGAGCGCGGCGGUCGUGGCGCGCGCGGGGAGCGCGGCGAGCGCACGCCCGGCGUCCAGCGGUCCGCGUCCGAGCCGCACGCGCCCGUGCCGCCAGCCCUGCCGCCGCCGCCGCACUCGCAUUCUUUUUACAGGUAA